GGCUUUUCAUUUUAACCCCGGGAUAUUUUAUUGUUGUGCAGCUGCGGGGAUGGAAUGUUUUGUUUAUACUAGCUAUGUUUGUGUGUUACUGAAUUUGUCUCGAAGUUACAAUUACUUAUUUCAUAUCGAUUUGACAGUUUGACUUUGCUGACUUGGGGCUUGAGUCGUAACCAACUGGCUAGCCGCUGCCACAUCUAAGGGCAGCCAAGAUGAUCGAGGUGGUGGCCUCUAUGGCGCGAGGCCCGGUGUUCCUGGCCGGGGAGAUGAUGGAGUGUCUCAUCACCUUCACCAACCCCAUGUCUCACCUCUCCACCUCCGCCAGCAGUGAGAUGCUGGCGUGGGCCAGUGCCCAGAUCCACUGUCAGUUCCAUGGCAGUGAGAGCAGAGUGGCCCUGCCAGCCCAGGGCACCAAACAGGAUGUCCAGGCAGAGAGUGACACAGUCCUCAUCCCCAGCAGAGGAGAGCGAGGGCAGUGCAUGCUGGACACCCCUCCCAAGAUACUAUUCUGUGACCUGUGUCUGGACCCUGGAGAGAGCAAAACCUACUCGUACAGUGAGGUGGUGCCCAACCAUGGCCCCCCUAGUUUCCGUGGCCAGUCAGUGAAGUAUGUCUAUAAGCUGACCAUCGGGUGCCAGAGGGUCAACUCCCCCAUCAAACUCCUGCGGGUCCCCUUCAGAGUCCUCGUCUUGCACGGCAUGCCGGAGCCCCCGUUCCACCAGGACGAGGAGGUGACUCCCUCUAACCCCUUCCUAGAGGAGGAGGAGGGUGGCCGCAGAGACGCCAGACCCCUGGAGAUGGCCCUGGACAUGUUGAUGAUCUCCACCUCGCGCCGCUGUCCCCAUCUGUUCAACAUCACCAACAUGCGUGGGAAGGUGGCCAAGUUUUGCAUCUUCAAGACUGUCUACAGACUAGGGGAGGAUAUCAUUGGCACCUUCAACUUCUCAGAGGGGGACAUUCCCUGUAUACAGUAUUCGGUCAGCCUGCAGAGUGAGGAGGAGAUCCAGCAGGGGUACCAGAGGCAUCCCGAUCAGUCGAUCAGUGUGACGGGUCACGGUCGUCACCUAGAGUCCUGCCUCCACACGGCCUCCAGCCACUUCUCCCUCCCUGUCCCCCUCAACGUUACCCCCGGCUUCAGCACAGAUAUCGUGACCCUGCGAUGGCGUCUGCACUUUGAGUUUGUCACAUCCCGAGAGCCCAUGGAACCGCCUACCGUGCUGCAGAACCAAUCAGAGGUCACUUUGUGGACGGGGGCGGAGCAUGUUGACGUGGAUACGUUCAGUUGGAACCUGCCAAUCAAAGUGCUCCCCACCAAUCCCGCCCUGACGUCCUACGUCUCCCAGUUCACAGGGACCAACAGCAUCAACAUUUGAGCGUGUGCGCGUGAGGAGUGAAGGAGGGUUAUAUUUGCACGAAUGGUGAUGUAAAGCAGGCAACUAUUUUUUUGUGUUUGAUAUUUUAACAUAUUAUGCAGUGCAUCCUAUAAUUUUGGGGGGAUUGCCUCCUUCCUUUUUUUAUAUAGCUAAAAGAUGAUGACAACCAAUGUAAUAUGCUACUGUCUGUCUGUGGGGUCAUUUACAUUUCUGUAUUAAUUUUUUAUCCCUUCAUUCAAAACCCCCCCAAAAUACAGUCCAUAGAUUUGUCACGACAUUUAUUGGUAUUUCAUAUUCAAGAGCUUUGUGCUCUACAACGGUUGUAUUCUAUUGUAUUUUUUCAUUGUGAACGAAAGACGGUUCAACGAUGUGAAUCAUGAAUAAAAAAAGUGGGUUUUGA
Coregonus clupeaformis (lake whitefish) is the source of this 1770-nucleotide messenger RNA. Its product is annotated as RAB6A-GEF complex partner protein 2. Gene Ontology annotation, cellular component: Golgi membrane; Ric1-Rgp1 guanyl-nucleotide exchange factor complex. Bases 210 to 1370 code for a protein of 386 amino acids. Gene Ontology annotation, biological process: retrograde transport, endosome to Golgi. NCBI's taxonomy places the organism in Eukaryota, Metazoa, Chordata, Actinopteri, Salmoniformes, Salmonidae. The transcript is spliced from 9 exons. The record is from RefSeq and is a predicted model, not a curated record.